GAUUUAUAUUCCUCAACCAUUAUUAUAUUGAAUGAAUGAUGGCAUCCCAAACUAUUAAAGAAAAAUUUGUCGAGUUAAAAAAUUCAAAGCAAACACCUCCAAAUGCACGACCAAAGAUACAAAGGGUGCAAGAGUAUCUCAGAAGUAGAAAAAACUUUGAGCAGCAUUACUCACCCAAGUUAGUGUCGAUAGGUCCUAUCCAUCAUGACAAUCCAACUCUGAAGUUAGGAGAGAAGUACAAGCUUAUGUGGGCAGCAAAAUACAUAGAAAACACCGGACUUAUUCCAGAGGAACUACACAAAAAGAUUGCAGAUAACAUUGAUGAACUGAAGGGUCGUUUUAGCGAUGAUGUUUUAACUCUAACCGGAAACUCUCUUCAAGGCUUUGAGUGCCUUGAUGAAAAGCUGUCGUGGAUAUUGUUCAUGGAUGGAUGUUCUUUGCUCCAUAUCUUGGAUAACAUUAUGUACCUACUGCCGAUGAAUAUUAAGGUUGAUCAACUGGCUCUUGUGAGGGAGGAUGUGCUUUUGUUGGAGAAUCAACUGCCUUAUGAAGUACUCAAGCUUUUGUGGAAAGAUGAAGAUGAGAGUGGAUUAAUAAAAAGCAUGAGGAGUUUUCACAACUGUAUUUAUUUUGUAGGGUCAGAGGCAGAGAAAGAGAAGGAGGGAAAUGGAGAACAUAGUGUAUCAAUACCAAAUGAGUCACAGUCAGAAACACCCACACAUCUUCUUGAUCUUCAACGUAAAAUCAUCCUCACCACAUCUAAUUCCAAGAAAAAAAUCAAUGAAGCUAAAAUCAGAGAAUGGAGAUGGAAGAAUUCCGAGGAAAACAUCCCGAUUACAUACAGGGGCAUAGAAGAUCUAAGAGCAGUAGGAAUAAGACUUAAGGCAAGCGCAACAGGGAGGCCAACAGACGUAGAUUUCACUGCAGGAUGGUUUACUGCAAAACUGACUAUUCCUGUAAUCUAUGUGAACAACCUUGCAGCCUCUACUUUACUCAACCUGAUAGCAUAUGAGAUGUGUCCAGAUUUUGACAACGACUGUGGGAUCUGUUCUUAUGUAGCUUUGAUGGACUCACUCAUCGACCAUCCGGAAGAUGUGAAGGUAUUGAGAUCAAAAGGGAUUUUGUGCACGGUUUGGAGUGAUGAGGAAGUUGCCAGUCUUUUCAAUAUCAUAGGUACUGACUUGGUAGCUAACAUAGACAAAUAUUUUUAUGUCCAACUGAAAUUACGUGAGCAUUACUUUAAUAAAUACAAGACUUGGAUAGCGCUGGGUUUUCGUACUUACUUAAACAAUCCUUGGGCCGUUAUUGCCUUCCUUGCUGCUUUUACUGCCCUUGCUCUUACUUUCAUUCAGACAUGGUUUACAGUUCACCCGGCUAACAAAUAAAGGUGCUUCGUUAUGACAAUGUUGUUUUCGUUAUGGCAUUCAUCACUUCUCUGUGGAUUUUUAAUAGGUUGAGUUUUUUAUAUGAAUAAAUUUUAGGUUAAGUUUGUGUGUACGUCGCCAUGACUAUGAGUACUAAUAAAUAAAUAGUGACUUUUUCUUUGUGCUGAGCGUUUCAAUUGAAAACAUGAAUAAAUUAAUAUUCUCAUUGA
Messenger RNA from Medicago truncatula (barrel medic), 1594 nucleotides. Its product is annotated as UPF0481 protein At3g47200. The record is from RefSeq and is a predicted model, not a curated record. Lineage: Eukaryota; Viridiplantae; Streptophyta; Magnoliopsida; Fabales; Fabaceae. The transcript is spliced from 2 exons. Bases 36 to 1385 code for a protein of 449 amino acids.